Molecule: messenger RNA, 3799 nt
Organism: Cyclopterus lumpus (lumpfish)
Lineage: Eukaryota; Metazoa; Chordata; Actinopteri; Perciformes; Cyclopteridae
Product: coiled-coil domain-containing protein 136-like
Exons: 9
Coding region: 567-1763 (398 amino acids)
Source: RefSeq, a predicted model, not a curated record
UAUGACAUGUGGUUAUUACACAUCGUCUUGUAAAAAAAUAAUUAAAUCAAGUAAUACAUGUAUAUUUAUUUACCUUUCAUUUUAAUUCAUGAUUUUUGUUUGACAAAUUUGGUUAUUUAAAAAAAAAUUCAAUAAUUGAUCAUUUAUUAGGAGUUAAUAAAUGCCGUCGUGGAGGUUGGUUGUGUUUUCAUGUCCUCUGCAUCUCUAUUAGUGACGUCGCUCAGCAUCACAGAGAGAUGCUGAGGAGGAUUUAUAGGACAACAGGAGGAGGAGGAGCAUCUGCAGUCAACACAUCAUAAAGAGAGCUGCAGCAGACUGAGCUGCACCAUCUUCAUCUCAGCUUCAGCCUGCAUCAUCUCUCAGCUGCAAGAGGAUGGUGGGGCUGCAGCGGCUCAGCCUACCCAGAGCCUGAGCAUCCUUCCUGGGCUUCUGUCUACCUCAUCCUCCCACCUCAGUGUGGAGUUCUGACCCUCCAUCUGUCUGUCUGCAGCGUCUGUCUGUCUGCAGCGUCUGUCUGUCUGCAGCGUCUGUCUGUCUGCAGCGUCUGUCCUCCAUCAGCUGACAAUAUGGACGGACUCCGGCUGCCUCCCGUCAUCGAGGAGGUCCUGGAUCCAUCCGACGAGCUGUGUGAGCUGAAGGUGCUGAUUCCCGUUACGUUGGCAGAAGUCCUGACAGCCAAAGAGAAGGAGUCCCUGGAGGAGAAGGAGGAGAAGAAGGUGCAGGAAGAGGAGAAGGAGGUGCAGGAAGAGGAGAAGGAGGUGCAGGAGCAUGAAGAGGAGCAGCUGGAGGAGCUGAGAGCUCAGGUGUUCCAGCUGCUGAUGGAGCUGGAUGAGACCAGAGAGGUUUCUCAGAGACACGAGGAGGGUCUACAGGAGCUGCAGGGUCUCUUGGAGGACGAGCGCCUGGCGAGUGCUCACCAGGCGGAGAGUUUCACCAGACAGAUCCAAAGACUGCAAGCCCAGCUCCGGUCUGUCCAGGAGGAGAUGGACAGUCUGGAGGAGGAGAAGGAGAGCGAGCUGGAGGAGGUGCACGAGGAGCUGCGCUCAGCUCAGGAGGAGGUGCUGAUGCUUCAGCAGGGGGCAGAGGAGGUGGCGGGGGAGAGAGAGAACGACAUCGCCACCCUGCAGGAGGAGCUGUGUCGGCUGAGGGCGGAGCUACAGCGACUCCACGCCACAACGCAGGAGUACGAGCUGGAGGUCACCACGCUGAGAACCGAGAUCAGCAUGAAGAGCCACAAUACAGGAGACAGGAGUCAGCUGAAGGACGAGCUUUUCUCUUUGACUGAUGAACGUCAGUUUUUAAACAACGACAACAAAGAUCUGAACAUCAAAGUGGAGCAACUGCAAAGAGACACGUGUGAUGAUGUGUACCUGGCCGUCAAUGACCCCGAGCGGGAGCAGGUGAAGGCGGACUCUUACAUUACCCUGUCUCCGCCGGGUCCCGAGCACCAGGACCCGGACUCCUUGUGUGCCUGCAGCUCGGAGCUCAAUGUCCUUCAGGUCCAACUGAGACAAGCAGAGGAGACGUCCCUCAAAGUGCAGACGGAAUGCGACGCUUUGAGGGCCGAGCUGGUCGACCUGCAGCAGCUGUACGACGGCAGCCAGCGGGGGCGAGCGUCGCUGCAACAGGAGCUGCAGCGCUGCAAGGCCGAGCUGCAGAAGAAGCCACAGGGCCGGGACCCCGAGGGCUGGAGGCUGGCGGUGGCAGCGGUGGCCCUGGCAGCCAUUGUGGUUCUGGUGUUACCCAGCUUCACCAGGGCCUGAGGACUCCACAGGAAGUGACCUCACUGGGAACUCUGGGAUCGCCGCCCAUACAUGUUGCUGUCCUGAUGUCUGCUUGUCGGUUCUCCUGAAGGCAAUAAGACGUGAAGAAGUCCUCCAGAAGGACUCUGAACUCUUUGUGAGCUUUUCAAACGUCCAACUUCAUGAUCCACGAGUCCAGCUGGAAGUGUUCAUCGGAGUUUUUAUGUUGUCCAUUGUUUUUGCUGCUGAUACUUUCCUUCAAUGAAAGUAGUAAUACCACAGUGUAAGAAUAAAAAGUACAGAAGUAUAAACAUGCAAAUAUUAUAUUAUAGAGUAUUAUAUAUAUAUAUAUAUAUAAUGUUUUUAAAUAAUUCAGCAUGUUUAUAUGCUGGUCGAGAAGCUUUUAAUCUAUAAAAUAAUCAUAUUUUAUUUGUUGAUAUGUUUUGCAUGUACAAGUCUAACUUUCAGAGUAAAAAACAAAUGUUGUGAAUGUAGCAAAUAGAAUAUUUACCUCAAAAAUGUGCUGAAAUAUCAAGUAGUGUAGAAUAGAAAAGUACAAGAACUUCCAGAUUGUACUUCAGUACCGUACUGUUGUCAAAGUAUUCAUUUAUUUUCCUCCACUGUUCCCAGUAUGUGAUGGGAGUCGGUCGUUGGGUUUAUUGUCAGUGAAGUGAAGAAGAAGUCAUCAAUAACACCAGACUUCUGCACAUUAGUUUAUUGACAUGAAUUCUUUAGAUCUGAAAAUUCCAAUCAGUUUAAUUUAUAUUACAAUUAAUUGAUGAAUCCAAAACCCAAAAGGUGUUCCAUUUAUAAAGAACUUAAAAGUAGCAAAUGUUUGUAAUUCAAUAAUUGAUUUUUUUUUUUCUACAAUUCUUUGCCUUAUUUGUGCGUACUGGAGUAAUAUCAUAUUUUGCUCUGGCUGAGAUAUCGACAGCAGAUACAAGAAGAUGGUUUUGUGUUGGAAUCCAUUGACUUCCUGUUAUUUACUGUGUGUUGGUUGACAUGCAUUAUGUAACCCUUUACAGAUCUAUUUAAAUAUCUGUAUUUGUAUGUUUGGUCGUAUGUUCAUUACAGCUGUGAAAACCAGCUCUUUGUUGUAGCUGAAUCCUUCUGAAGAGAGAUUAUUUACUACGACUGUUGUCACUGUGCCACUUUUAAGCUCAACUCAUUUGAGAAAGAUAUUUUUGCACAGCAUAUCAGGCAGCUGAUAUAUGAUUAUGGAUACAGAUGGGGGCAAUACAUAUUAGUGGAUAGAAGAGGGGCCGGAAUAGAGCCUUCAGAUAACAUUCACUACCCUUGAAAUGAGGCAAACUGAGCUCAAAGGUACAAGAGCACAAGAGGACCCGGAGAAAGAUGUUGACGUUCAUUUAUGAAUUAUUGAUUAUAGAGGUGGCCUCUUCAGGGGAACCCUGUGUACAAGAAGACAGUGAAGUGAUUAUUUAUGUAUUAUUUUUGUAAAUAGUGAAGAGAAGAGGACCACAAAUGCAGCCCUGUGGGAUACCUUUAUUUUUGCUUUCUUGGCUUGGAACCAUAAAACAGCUGCUACUUGAGUUGUAAUUUACGGAUUGACCUAAAAAUAAUAAAUAUACCAUAAAUAGCUCAAAUAAUCGGGCUUUUGAUACAGCGUUGAUGAGAUCAAAGUCAAGAGAAACCAAACUGUCUACGUCUCAUUUCAGUUUGUGCAGACUCUCAAAGAUGUCAUGUUGCUUUAAUAUGAUGGUGAAAUGAACACAUUUCUUACAUUUAAUCUUUUUAUUAUAUAACGUGUUUUAGCUUUUCAAUGGAUCCUCAGAGACUCAUGAUUCUGUUUACAUUUGAGCGGGGACCAAAUAAUCAUAAAAUAUAAUCACGCUGGAAUGACAGUGAAAACAAACUGUUUUGCUUUGUGAUGUGACCAAAUAUUAACAGCUUAAAAAUAAAACAUUCCAGUUUACAUACAAGCACUAGUGAUAUGACACGGGUGAGAAUUCAAAUUGAUAACAAAAUGUCUGAAACAUUGUGCUGAAUUAGAAAAGACUGAAACAUGAUGAACAGUGACAGAUGAAGUGACAUUAGCU